AUGGGGUCCCCGGGCAAUAGGGGAUCAUGGGGCCCCUGUGUCUUUGCUCAAACUCAAAAAAGCCUAUGAAAAAGGUACCAGGGGCAUCUCAUGGGGCCCCCUAUUGACCCUGGGCCCACGGGCAGUGCCCGAGUUUCCAAAUGGUCAGUCCGCCCCUGGUUUAAAUGUAUUCUGCAACAUUUCUUUGGUGAAAAUAUUAGAAUUUGUAUUUUUUUUUUUCCCAAAUGUUUAUUUUUUUUAAUAACAUUUUUUCUUUUUUUUUACCAUUUUAUUUUUCAGCACACUGUGACCAAAGCAAUACAAUGUUACCAUAGUAACAUUGAACUGCUCUGG
Molecule: messenger RNA, 333 nt
Organism: Staurois parvus
Lineage: Eukaryota; Metazoa; Chordata; Amphibia; Anura; Ranidae
Source: the annotation of a GenBank genome assembly